Linum trigynum is the source of this 351-nucleotide messenger RNA. The record is from the annotation of a GenBank genome assembly. Lineage: Eukaryota; Viridiplantae; Streptophyta; Magnoliopsida; Malpighiales; Linaceae.
AUGGUGCAAGAAGUGGCAGCCUCACAUGAUUCCAACACACUAGAAACUCAGGAGGCAGACCCGCAGACACCGUCCCCUUUUACGCCAGCUAGAGAAUCAUCGAGCAACCCCAUCACUACUAGUCCAUCUCCCACAGCCCUGCCAAGUUCCUCCUCUACAGAAGCUUCCCCAAACUUGACUGCUGAUCCAGGCGCUACUACCACUUCAUUGCCGCCAGCUGACCCUCAGCCUCCUGCUCAGCCGGCACAACGUCAUAGCACGAGGGUAACUCAACCCCCGGUUCGCCUUCGAGACUAUGUUGUGGAACUUCCAGGCCACGUGCCAAUAAUGCUCAAGUUCAUUACCCGUUAG